Messenger RNA from Sinocyclocheilus rhinocerous, 970 nucleotides. RefSeq lists its product as uncharacterized. The record is from RefSeq and is a predicted model, not a curated record. Bases 319 to 966 code for a protein of 215 amino acids. Lineage: Eukaryota; Metazoa; Chordata; Actinopteri; Cypriniformes; Cyprinidae. The transcript is spliced from 2 exons.
UAUGCCUAGUUUAUCUUUAUACAUAUUUUUAUGUUUUUAGCACUAUGCUGUUUGCAACAAAAGGAUGGCUAUCCAAUUUUGUAUUACUUGCGACUUGUAAAGGCAUUCUGAUGAUGAUUUUUUGAUGUUUUUUUUUUCUUCCUAUUGUUGUAGACACCAUCAACGGAGACAGAAUGGCGGACAAUAGCCCAGGACUUUGAAAGGAAAGGGCAGUUUCCACAUUGCCUUGGGGCACUUGAUGGCAAGCACAUUCACAUACAGCCUCCAAAAAAAAGUGGCAGUCUUUACCACAAUUACAAGGGCAGGUUCUCUGUAAUAAUGAUGGCUGCAGUAGAUGCGAACUACAAGUUCAUCUAUGCAAGUGUGGGUACCCAAGGUAGGGUUUCAGAUGCUGGACUGUUUGCACACUCUGACUUGCGCAAAGCAAUGGACCAGGGCCUACUGAACUUUCCUCCACCUGAGCCUUUGCCCAGCUCUGACAUAAUGAUGCCCUACAUGUUUGUGGGUGAUGAGACAUAUCCCUUAAGGCAUGACCUCAUGAAGCCUUAUCCAUUCAGGCAGAUGGAGCACAGUCAAAGAGUCCUGAACUACCGUCUCUCUAGGGCACGACGAGUGGUAGAGAAUGCAUUGGGCAUUCUUGCCAACAGGUUGAGAGUUUUCAGGUCGACCAUAUGCUUGAAUCCAGACAAGGUGGUGAAGAUAACAAUGGCCUCUCUGUGCAUCCACAACUUCCUCUGUGAGCGCAGGUCAGAGGCAUAUACACCUCCAGUCUUUGCAGACUGGGAGAAUGCUGACCACAACAUGGUUGAUAGAGUCUGGAGGAAUCAUGGGAUGGGGGCUUUUCUGCUGGUGGAGCAUAGAACACACCGCAAUGCAACUGUACCAGCAAAAAUGCAAAGAAAAACUAUUUUGUCUCACCGGCAGGUAGCAUUCCUUGGCAAGAGCAACACAUUUAGAAAAGUAUAAAUAA